AUGUCCACCCCUCCAGCACCUAUCGACCAAACCACCUCGUGCCGUGCCAUGCCACCAGGCCGCUUCGACCUCCCUCCCGCACUCGCACACGACCCCGAGCCGGAAACGAACACGCUCGCAAUCCUUCUCCCGCACCAGGCGUUCUUCGCCCCGGCCUCACUCCAGAUCCUGCGUGAUGCGUUCGGAGCAUACGGCACGUUAGCGCACUGGGCGCCUGUGCGGGCCAUGGGGCGCAUCAUUGCAGUAUAUACCGAUGAUGGGGAUGCUGCGGCGGCCAAACGCGGCGCGGACGGUCUCAAGCUCGACGUGGCGCUCGUCGAUACGGACGAGAAGGAGAGGGACAAGGAGCAGGUAGUCCCAGAGGUGAAAGAGCCAACAAAGGAGGGGUACUUUGGUCAUUCGCGGCAGGCGUCGCGCUCAAGUAAUAAGAACAAUGGAUACAUACUCCGCGUGUAUGGUCUUCCGCCUACCUCUCUCGACUCUGAGAAGGACCACCUCCGUCCACCGGAACAUGAGCGCAAUUUCCUCAUCUCGCCACCCGGCUCACCUCCCGAGGGAUGGGAGCCAAUCGUCGAAGACGGACCUAACAUGACGCCCCUCGCUGACGACCUCAAGCGCGCACUCGAAGCGCUACAGCUGCAGGCCCUGGGGCGCGAUCAUGGCGCCGGACCAGAGGUUAUCCUCGACGUUGGGGGCGUGCGCGUCGAGGUUGAGGAUAUGGAUACGGCCAACCAGGAGUGCGAAUGGGGCGAAGAGUACAUCGUCGCUGGGGGUGCGGAUAUGUGGGAGGCUCCACGGCAGCAUGGCGGACCGGGCGGGCUCGCUGGGGGAGGGUUCACUCCUGCUGGGCGGAUUCUGCCGACCGCUCGGCCGCCCAUGUAG
Molecule: messenger RNA, 882 nt
Organism: Cutaneotrichosporon cavernicola
Lineage: Eukaryota; Fungi; Basidiomycota; Tremellomycetes; Trichosporonales; Trichosporonaceae
Exons: 2
Coding region: 1-882 (293 amino acids)
Biological process (GO): calcium-mediated signaling
Cellular component (GO): cytoplasm; nucleus
Molecular function (GO): calcium-dependent protein serine/threonine phosphatase regulator activity; nucleic acid binding
Source: RefSeq, a predicted model, not a curated record